AUGUCGCGCACGGCGCCGGUCGAAAUCAUCGGCGGCGAGGCACAGCCGCCGCCCUGCGACGUCACUCACACGGCCCCCGCCGUCGUCUUCUCUACCGGGGGCUACGCCGGCAACUUCUUCCACGACGUGAGCGAGGUGCUCAUCCCCCUGUUCCUCACCGCCGGCCAGCUCCGACACGUCCAACUCGUCGCCAGCGACUACCAGUACUACUGGGUGGCCAAGUACCGCCGAGUCCUCGACCACCUCGCCGGCAGCCCCGAGCAGGCGGGCGUCGUGGCGGCGGCCUCGCCGUCGUCCCCCGUCGAGCCCACGGUGCACUGCUUUCCCGCGGCGGUGGUGGGUCUCAAGUACCACGGCAACCUCGCCUGCAACGCCACCGCGCCACCCGGUGGCGUCACCAUCCACGACUUCCGCCGCUUCCUCCGGGAGGCGCUGUCCCUCUCCCCCCUUACUCCCAAUCCGCCGCCCGCCGAGGACCAGCGGCGGCCGCUGCUGGUGCUCCUCUCGCGGAGGAAUUCGCGGGCGCUGCUGAACGAGGCCGCGGUGGCGGAGCUUGCGAGGGAGGUGGGGUUCCGCGUGGAGGUGGCGGGCCCGGAAGCCUUGAACCGGCUGGAGGCGUUCUCCCGGGUGGUGGCAGGGGCGGCGGUGCUGGUGGGGGUGCACGGGGCGGGAAUGACGAACAUGGUGUUCCUGCGGGAGGGGGCGGUGGUGCUGCAGGUGGUGCCGUGGGGGCUGCAGUGGGCGGCCAUGGCGUACUUCCAGUGGCCGGCGGAGGCGAUGGGGCUGCAGUACAUGGAGUACAAGGUGGCGGUGGAGGAGAGCACCCUCUCCGAAGAUUACCCGCCGGACCACCCCGUGUUGGCCGACCCCUGGGCCAUCGACCGCCUCGGGUACAACGUCAGCGGCCCCGUCUACACCGACGGCCAGAAGGUACGCCUGAACCUCACCAGGUUCAGGGAGUCCCUCCUCGAGGCCCUGCGGCGGCUCCCUCGCCCGGCUUGA
Spirodela intermedia is the source of this 1002-nucleotide messenger RNA. Lineage: Eukaryota; Viridiplantae; Streptophyta; Magnoliopsida; Alismatales; Araceae. The record is from the annotation of a GenBank genome assembly.